UUCGCAGCACUCAGCGUAAGCGUGAUCUCCUGAUCUGGUGACGCGCAUUACGACGGAGGUCAAUAUUGAGAGCAUUGCAAUGGAAACCUCGUUCUCUGCCAGAUGUUUAGUUGGUGCUCUGUUGCUUACUUUAUCUUGCGUGGCUCAAGGUGUAUAUUCUAAUAAUCUGAUCAAGUUUAUUGUCUAUUUCUUCUCCAGAGAUUCUCCAUGCUCCCGAGAGUACAACUAUCUUUCUAAACCAAUCAGCAGUUUUUACAUGUGAGACAAAUGGUGGUAUAACAUCAUGGAGAGUCAAUGGAACUCAGCGAGAAAUCCUUUUACCUGAAAUACGUAGUGAUCUAGUUGUCUCAGAGAGCACUACUCCUGAAGGCACUACAGUGCACACUCUGACCAUCCUAGCCAGAGCCCAGUACAAUGGAACUAGAGUUCAGUGUGUUUCAGGGAUAUUUGGUGGCCCGUUAGUGGAGGGUGACAAUGCCACAUUGACCAUUCAAGGUCCACUGUCAGCAGUAGCUGGUCUGAGUGUCAUCAGCAAUGCCAGCUCAGUGACCAUCUCGUGGAGUGCUCCAUUAUCUCUGAAUGUGACUGGUGUUGAUCCUGAUAUCUGGUACUCUGUCCUCAUCUACAAUGUGACAGAUGAGAACUACCCAACAGCCAUCCUCUGUACUGACUGUAUCAAUAUCACCGAGACACACUACACCUUCACUCCUGACUACCUCAGUCCUUGCCAUGUGUACAACUUCUCUGUCAUCCCUCUCAAUGGAGCUGGCCAGGGAGAGAGCAGUCCCAACAUUACUAUUGCCUACUUUCACCAGAAGUCAUAUCAAAGCUGUUUGUGAUGCUGCUGAAGUUACUUAUGAACACACUGAGAGGAUAAACGUGUACAUUCUUCAUGGAGUGUCUGAUAUGGACGUAAAAAAUAUUUCUUUGUCCUCAAACCGUCGAGUUUCAACAUACACACUCUCAGCAAACAAAAACUUUAGCAUAUUCUUUGAAGUGUUCACAGCUGCUGGACCUGUGAAUGUAUCCCAUGACACAUUCACAACCUAUGAUGUCCAGAGUCUGUCAGUGGAAGAGGAAGGAGGAGGAGUGUUAGUGAGAGGGGAGUUCAUGCGUGGCUCACGAGCUGCAGGAUGUCUGGUGGUCCUCCAGGGACCUCCCUCCUCUCCUGACAUGUUCAGAGCUCUCCUGAGAACCCAGUCUCAGGACACUGUCUCCACUGUACCUGUCCCUCCCUCCACUUACACUGUGUAUGGAUAUGACCUGGAGGAGAAUGGACUACCCAACACCAUGCCUGCUGUGGUAUUGGAGAAUCAGAUAUUGGUUAACUCAGAUGCAGACUCAGUUAAACCUUCCAUCUAUUUGAAGGGUGCCAGCAUAUCCCGAAGAGGAUCAACUGUAGUGAUAGACUGUGAAUUCUCAGAGGUCUAUCCCGAGGCCUCAUGUGUCCUGGUCUACAGAGAGUAUGGCAGUCCUCUCCUGACAGUAGUGGACAUUCCCCAACUCUUUGAUUUCCCUGUCUCUAUCACUGUGGACAGCAGCCCUGAGAAUUAUACCUUUGCACUGUUUUGGAAAAAUGGUGCUAUGAGUUUGGAUGAAGAGCCACUGGUGUAUACUAAAUUCAGUGACUCAGUUGUUGCCAUAUCCAUUGGUGGGUUUAUACAGCACCAAAGCUAAACCAGCAAUAUAUAUCCUCCUGCAGGCACAGUAGUGAUGUGUGUUCUAGUAUGUGGCUCAGCAGUGGUAGUCCUGGUGAUGAUCAGACGGUAUCAUAACCACAGCAAGUUCACCCAUGCAUCUGAUGCAGCAGGUCUCCAGACCAGAAAUGUGGUGUAUGAGAGGUGGUUCUUCCCCCAACCACCACCCCAUCCUCUGUUAUUCCAACUGAACCCAACACAGCCUAUGUCACCGCCACAAUACCUACUGACCAGAAUGUGGCUUAUGCUGUGCAUUCUUCCAAUACAUAAUAAUGUAAUUACUUUUCUUAAGACUAGAAAGUGGCUUAUUCAUAAUGUGUAAUUUAUACGUUGGCACAGAGGGCCAAAAAAUUAUGUACAUACACCUUGAAUGUGGCUGUGGGUUAGUACAUUAACAGUGUACUCCAGAUAUUAUUGCGUGUUUAGAUAAUAGGAAAGAUGGUAUUCAAAUUGAGCUGUGUCACAUACCGCAACGAACAUAAUAUGCCAACAAUG
Molecule: messenger RNA, 2192 nt
Organism: Geodia barretti
Lineage: Eukaryota; Metazoa; Porifera; Demospongiae; Tetractinellida; Geodiidae
Source: the annotation of a GenBank genome assembly